CUGACUGACACAUUGAGGGCUGACAGCAGACUAUAUAAGCCGAGUGUUAAAGGAGGGAGUGCUGACAGAGACCUGAAGUUUGUCUCUGUACAGCUCAGCCCAGCUCCUGACCACCAACAAUAACUAGCCAUGGAUGAUAUUUACAAGGCAGCAGUUGAGCAGUUGACUGAAGAACAGAAAAAUGAAUUUAAAGCUGCCUUUGACAUCUUUGUCCUGGGUGCAGAGGAUGGGUGUAUCAGCACAAAGGAGCUGGGGAAGGUGAUGAGAAUGCUGGGGCAGAAUCCUACCCCUGAAGAGCUACAAGAGAUGAUUGAUGAAGUCGAUGAAGAUGGAAGUGGCACUGUGGAUUUUGAUGAGUUCUUAGUUAUGAUGGUCAGGUGUAUGAAAGAUGACAGCAAAGGAAAAUCAGAAGAGGAGCUUUCAGAUCUCUUCAGAAUGUUUGAUAAACUGUGGAGACAAAGGGAGCCAACCCAUUGUAGAUUCAGCUACAACAAAGUUGAAGGAACAGACAAGAACAUUUGACAACAUUCACAGCAAGGCAUUGGAAUUUGGAAACAAAUGUAAUGACAACAUUUCACAGUUGGAUGAAAAUCAAACAUUGGAAAUUGACUCUUUGGAAACAACAUUGCCAGUUAAGAGGCAGAGGAAGAAGAAAAGAAUGGCAGAUGAGCUUAUAGAUGAUGAAGGAAAUUCCUCAGAUUCUCUAGUUGAUUUUCAAGUAAAUGUGUUUAACCUAAUAAUGGACCGCAUUGUCCAGUCACUAGAUUCAUGCUUUGUACAACACAAAAAGUUGUAUAAAGAUUUAUCCUGCUUGGACCCAGCAAAGUUUAAAACUAUUGCAGAGAAGGGGCCUUGAAGAUGAAGCCUUGGAAGGUAUUAUUAAGCUGUCUCCACAAAUCAGCAAAGAUCAAGUAAUGUUGGAAUUGUUUUCUUUUGCUUCGAACUUUGAUGUAUUAAAGCUAUUGCUUAAUGAUGGAGAGAAUAUGGAUUCCAGUUGCAACAAGUGUAAAAUUUGUAGUACUUGCCCAUCGUGUGUACUAAAAAUUCUGGCAUCCAACAGACUUCAUGACAAGGCAUAUGCUAACCUUUAUGAACUUUAUAAAGUCAUCUGCAACUAUCAGUUACUCAAGUCCAAUGUGAGAGGACAUUUUCAAAGCUAAAGAACAUAAAGACAAGGCUAAGAAAUUCACUGUCUGAGGAGAACUUGGAAUCAUACAUGUUGCUAUCCAUUGAAAAGGAAUUGUUAGAUGAAUUGGAUGCAGAAGCAAUUAUUGACAGAUUCGCACAAUCAUCUAGUGAACUCAAAUGAUUGCUCUUAAUAUAGUGGACUGUAUGAAAUAUGCUUUUGAACUACCUGUUAAUGUGUAAAAUGUUCAGUACAAGCAAACUAUUUAAAAAUAUCCACCAUUUAUUUUUUAAAAAUUAAAAAAUUAAAAAUUCAGUUAUAACAAUC
Messenger RNA from Hemicordylus capensis (graceful crag lizard), 1453 nucleotides. It is a transcript of the gene TNNC1, whose product is annotated as troponin C1, slow skeletal and cardiac type. Gene Ontology annotation, molecular function: calcium ion binding. The transcript has 5 exons. The record is from RefSeq and is a predicted model, not a curated record. The coding region runs from base 130 to 522 and encodes 130 amino acids. Gene Ontology annotation, cellular component: myosin II complex. NCBI's taxonomy places the organism in Eukaryota, Metazoa, Chordata, Lepidosauria, Squamata, Cordylidae.